GCGGGGAUUAAGCAAAUGGCGACGGAACGCACGGGCUCAUCCCCAAGCUCCCCCAUGGUCCGGCUGAAUGCUAGAAAAAGGAGCGACUCGGCAGGAAGGUGCAUCAUUCGACAGCCGGCCAGCUCCAAGACGCACAUCUCUCCGCUGAACAAAUCCGUCAGAAGGAGAAGACAAUCUUUGUGGGACCACGCGCACCUGUUUACUCUUCGUUCAAACAUCUCUAAGAAAUCAUCAGCCAUGAAGGCAAUUGCUUGUUUUCUCGUCGCCUUGGCCAUUUCCUCUGCGGCUGCCCAGCAAUUGAAACCGACACAGGCCGAUCCGUGCCAGGCAAAGGGCAAAAUGGUGGCUGAUGUUACCUACUGCGAUCGUUACUGGGAGUGUAUCGAUGGUGUUGCCGAGCAGUUUGACUGCCCCAAUGGCCUGGUUUUCGCCGGACGUGCACGCGGUCUUCUCGAAAACUGUGACUACCCUUGGAGGGGUGAUUCUUGCGAGGGCAAACAGCUGGCCAACACGCCUAUUAGCGUGGGACCUUGCGACUGGAAGUACGGUAUCUUCGGACACGAAUCCUCAUGCAUCCGUUACUGGACCUGCUGGAACUCGACAGCCACUGAACAGUUCUGUAUCGGUGGUCUGCUCUACAAUGAAGAGAAACACGCUUGCGAUUGGCCCGAAGCUGUCGAGGGCUGCCAGAAACAUCCUUUGUGCAAGGAUGACGCCAAUGGCAACGUUCCACUAGGCAAGUCUUGCAACCGUUACUGGGCCUGCCAGGGGGGCUACCCUCGUCUUCAGCGCUGCCCGGCCACGUUGGUCUUCGACAAGCGCUCCCUCCGUUGCACCAACCCACCGACCGAGGAUUGCGAGGCUCCUCCACCACCACCUCCCGAGGAUGACCCCAAUGCUCCCGCUGGUCCCGCCUUCGUCGAAGAGGAAGAGCCCGCUGCUCCUGCACCUUUGGUUUAAUAAAAAGCUGAAGUAAGGAAUCAAAAAUUAUAUAUACACCAACCACACGCAGAAUAAGAAAGAAAAAAGAAAGGAACGUACCAACACCUCAUUCAUCUUUGUAUUAAUCAUCUUGAUUUGUUUCUUCUUUCUAUGCUAUUUAGAAUUUUAUCUUUUCCUCUUCUACUAUAUCUUUAAAGCAAAAAGAAAAAAAAAAAAGAAAAAUAUUUGUACGAUUUUCAGCUCCGAAUGGCCAAUCAGCAACGAGCAACUCAAUUUCCAUUUCGUUUGAUUCCAAACUUUUUCCCCUCAUUCCGCUACACACCCAUUUAUCUUUCCCCUUCAGUUUUGUUGGCCGCGUUCAUUUGCGAACAAAAACAGAAAAUUAUUCAUUUUUCGGCAAAAUUUCUGCAGAUUGAUUCUGCAGGAACUCGUAAUUUGAAAAUGGUAACCGGUCGCUACAGCCCCACGUAAUCAUUUUUCCUCUUCCAUCUUUCGCCCUGCUCAUUUUCUUUGUGUUUCUCGCAAACUUUUACCGUGUCAUCAAUUGUUUAUCUGAUCAUUGAGCGUAAGUGUACGUGAUCCAGGUCCUUUUGUUACAUCGUUUCUUACCCGUUCCCCCCCUCCCCCUUUUUUUUUUUUUUUACAACUCAGUUGACCUACCCACACAGCCCAACUUUUCUUUCUGCUCUUAUUCCAAUUACCAGCGCUCCGUCCAUGCAAAGUUGCACGCGAAGUGAAAAACAGAUGAUCAGCGCGUGCACUUUACGUGCGAAAAUGAGGAAAAGAACUGUACCAUUCUUUGCUGUUGUAAAUAAAAAAAUCAAAUACAAGAAAUUCGAAAAGUU
Daphnia magna is the source of this 1787-nucleotide messenger RNA. Its product is annotated as protein obstructor-E. The record is from RefSeq and is a predicted model, not a curated record. NCBI's taxonomy places the organism in Eukaryota, Metazoa, Arthropoda, Branchiopoda, Diplostraca, Daphniidae. Gene Ontology annotation, cellular component: extracellular region. Gene Ontology annotation, molecular function: chitin binding. Bases 16 to 960 code for a protein of 314 amino acids. The transcript is spliced from 4 exons.